AUGGGCAUUUCCGCGAAACGAUUGCUGCUCGCUUUGACAUUGACGGCGGUGGCCAUCGGCACCGCAAACAGCGAACAAUCAGCGCGCACUGUCUGCUACUUCACUGACUGGGCUAUCAAUCGACCAGGAAUUGGACGUUACGUAUCCGAAAAUAUUCCAACUGAGCUGUGUACGCAUCUAAUCUACUCGUUCAUUGGAGUUAAUGACACCGAUUGGUCUGUGCUAGUAUUGGAUAGCGAAGUGGAUGUCGACCAAAAUGGUUUCCGCAAUUUCACUGCACUGAAAGAGAAGAACCCAAGCCUUAAGCUUGAAAUCUCCAUAGGAGGAUGGAAUGAGGGUGGUGCGAAAUAUUCCGAACUCGUUUCACUGGCCGAGCGGCGCCAGAGCUUCAUCAGCAGUGUUGUGGAAUUCUUAAAUGAAUACGGUUUCGAUGGUCUCGACUUGGAUUGGGAAUACCCCGGCGCUACGGAUCGUGAUGGAGUUGCUGCAGAUAAAGAAAACUUUGUCUCUUUAGUGCAGGAAUUGCGAACAGCUUUCGACGCUGAGGGUAAGGGUUGGGAAAUAACUAUAGCUGUUCCCGUGACUCAAUCAAGACUUGACGCUGGCUACAACGUAACUGCACUGUGCGAGCUUUUGGAUGCCGUACACACAAUGACCUAUGAUCUGCACGGCACUUGGGACGGUUUCGCUGAUGUACACAGUCCGCUUUACAAGCGCGAUUUCGAAACGGCAGCGUAUGCAAAACUGAAUGUGCAUGACGCUCUUGCACUAUGGGAGGAUUCGGGCUGUCCCGCAAAUAAAUUAGUUGUCGGUGUGCCAUUCUAUGGUCGCAGUUUUACACUCAGCGCAUCCAACCAUAACUACUCCCUCGGCACUACCAUCACUGGAGCGGGCAAUGCAGGAGCUUACACUCAAGAAGCCGGCUUCCUAGCCUAUUACGAAAUCUGUACCCAGGUGCAAAAUGCCUCCUUGGGAUGGACCGUUGAAUGGGAUGAUGAAGGAAAGGUACCCUACGCGUACAAGGACACUCAAUGGGUUGGCUACGAAAACGAGGAAUCGGUGCAAAUUAAAAUGGACUUUAUCAAGGAAAAGGGCUAUGCUGGCGGCAUGACAUGGGCCAUCGAUUUGGAUGACUUCCAUGGAUUGUGUGGACAAAAGAGUGCACUUCUAAAUAUUUUCCAUAGUAACUUACACAAUUACACGGUGCCAGAGCCGACAACCAAUCGCAUUUCUGGUAUUUCCGCGAGACUUUUGCUGCUCACUUUCGCAUUGACGGCGAUGGCCAUCGGCACCGCAAACAGCGAACAAUCAGCGCGCAUUGUCUGCUACUUCACUGACUGGUCUAUCAAUCGACCCGGAAUAGGACGUUUUUGAUCCGAAAAUAUUCCAACUGAGCUGUGUACGCAUAUACUCUACUCGUUCAUUGGAAUUAAUGACACCGAUUGGUCUGUACUAGUAAAGAAUAGCGAAGUGGAUAUCAACCAAAAUGGUUUCCGCAAUUUCACUCAACUGAAAGAGAAGAACCCAAGCCUUAAGCUUCUAGUCUCUAAAGGAGGAUGGGGUGAGGAUGGUGGGAAAUUUUCCGGACUCGUUUCACUGGCCGAGCGGCGCCAGAGCUUCAUCGACAGUGUUGUAGAAUUCUUAUAUGAAUACGGUUUCGAUGGUCUAGACUUGGACUGGGAGUACCCCGGCGCUACGGAUCGUAAUGGAACUGCUGCAGAUAAAGAAAACUUUGUCUAUUUAGUGCAGGAAUUGCGAACAGCUUUCGACGCUGAGGGUAAGGGUUGGGAAAUAACUAUAGCUGUUCCCGUGGCUCAAUCAAUACUUGAUGAUGGCUACAACGUACCUGCACUGUGCGAGCUGUUGGAUGCCGUACACACAAUGACCUAUGACCUGCACGGCACUUGGGACGGUUACGCCGAUGUACACAGUCCGCUUUACAAGCGCGAUUACGAAGAUGCAGCGCAUGCAAAACUGAAUGUGCAUGACGGUGUUGCACUAUGGGAGGACUCAGGCUGUCCGGCAAAUAAACUAGUUGUCGGUGUGCCAUUCUAUGGUCGCAGUUUUACACUCAGCGCAUCCAACCAUAACUACUCCCUCGGCACUCCCAUCACUGGCGCGGGCAACCCAGGAACUUAUACUCAAGAAGCCGGCGCCCUAGCCUACUACGAAAUCUGUGCCCAGGUUCAAAAUGCCUCCUUGGGAUGGACCGUUGAAUGGGAUGAUCAAGGAAAGGUGCCCUAUGCGUACAAGGACACUCAAUGGGUUGGCUACGAAAACGAGGAAUCGGUACAAAUUAAAAUGGACUUUAUCAAGGAAAAGGGCUAUGCUGGCGCCAUGACAUGGAGCCUCGAUUUGGAUGACUUCCAUGGGUUGUGUGGACAAGAGAGAGCACUUCUAAAUAUUUUCUAUAAUAACCUAAACAAUUACACGGUGCCAGAGCCGACAACGGCGGAUUAAGUGCCGCUGGACAGAGGGUGAAGUCUGAAAGUAUAUCUUCCGAAUAGCGGGCGUAAUCGCUGAAAUUAAAUAAAUAAGAUAUUGCUGCAAAGCGAAUAGCGUGCUGCUGCCCAUAGAGAGUA
This is a messenger RNA of Rhagoletis zephyria (snowberry fruit fly), 2582 nucleotides long. Its product is annotated as probable chitinase 3. Gene Ontology annotation, cellular component: extracellular region. Gene Ontology annotation, biological process: carbohydrate metabolic process; chitin catabolic process. The record is from RefSeq and is a predicted model, not a curated record. Lineage: Eukaryota; Metazoa; Arthropoda; Insecta; Diptera; Tephritidae. Gene Ontology annotation, molecular function: chitinase activity; chitin binding.